Messenger RNA from Hyla sarda, 3155 nucleotides. RefSeq names its product dymeclin (gene DYM). The coding region runs from base 679 to 2853 and encodes 724 amino acids. The transcript has 19 exons. The record is from RefSeq and is a predicted model, not a curated record. Gene Ontology annotation, cellular component: Golgi apparatus. Gene Ontology annotation, biological process: Golgi organization. NCBI's taxonomy places the organism in Eukaryota, Metazoa, Chordata, Amphibia, Anura, Hylidae.
CCAGUUCAGAACCAUCUGUUACCGCCUAUUGUAAUGCUCCGCCCAUCAACACGCCCACCCCAUACAAUCUCAAUAUAGCGUGCACCACACCCCGCCCACUCCGCGUUCUCACGUCGUAGUCCCUAUUUAUACGGUUCUGCCCAUUUCUCGUUAUUUUACAUAACCGCGCCCACUCCAGGCGGCAUUCACUUUUUAUUUUUUUUAAACCACACCCCUCAUUAUUUAUAGUACCGCCCAUCCCGUUGUUUUACAUAUCCCCGCCCACAGCUGUCAUGCGCAGGUCGUUGAUCUUUAACAAUACCCCGCCCCCUUCACUUGUGAUUUGCAUACCCACGCUCAGUGUAGUUAGGGCACGCCCCCUCCUCCUGCUUCUCCCCGGUCACGUGACGCUGGUGACGCAGCUGUCUGCAGCGACGUGGAGUGAUGGCGGCUGCAUCCUAGUGACAGGAGAGGAAGAGGCUGUGACUGUGUGUACAGAGACCGGGUGACACAGGACAGCCUAGCUGCUCACUGAAGGAUUAGAUUACCUGCUUCUGUCCAUAAAAGUCUAAGGAGAGGAAAAGGAGGAGUGGGCUUAGUUUAGAGAACACAGACAGACAUACAGAGUCUGCAAAGGGACUUCACGAGAGCUUACUGGGCCCCUGGUAGGAAUGAACAGGUGACUUCACUUCUUGCAACAUGGGUGCCAACAGCAGCACUAUAAACGAACUGUCGGAGAACGACUACUUGAAGAAGCUGUCGGGAACCGAGGCCAUUUCUGAGAAUGAGCCCUUCUGGAACCAGCUGCUGUCAUUUACCUUCAGUACACCAACAAAUAGUACUGACUCCAAACUGCUGGAAGAAGCAACCAUCUCCAUUUGCAAGGCAUUGAUUGAGAACAACCCAAGAACAGGAAAUCUUGGAGCUCUCAUUAGAGUCUUUUUAUCAAGGACGAAAGAACUGAAGAUAUCAGCAGAAUGUCAGAAUCAACUCUUCAUCUGGCAAGCCCACAAUGCCCUCUUUAUAAUCUGCUGUCUACUGAAAGUGUUCAUCUCCCAUGUCUCUGAGGAGGAGCUGCUACUCCACUUCUCCUAUCAGAAGAAAGAGCCCGGAACAUAUGAAUCUGACAUAGAAGACCUUCUAGAGGAGCUGCUGCUUUGCCUCAUCCAUCUCAUCGUUGAAGUUCCUCUUCUUGAUAUAACAUACAGCAUCCUACUAGAGGCAGUCACUGCCCUCGUAGUAUUCCUGUCCUGCCAGCUGUUCCAUAAGGAGAUAAUCCAUGAAAGCAUUAUCCACAAAUACCUGAUGCAGGGCCGCUGUCUUCCUUACACUAGUCGACUGGUGAAAACGUUACUGUAUAAUUUCAUCAGACAGGAGAGAAGCCCCCCACCUGGAUCUCAUGUGUUCCAGCCCCAGGAAGAUGGUGGUGGUCUACUCUAUGGCUUGGCCUCUGGAGUGGCAAGUGGCCUGUGGACAGUCUUAACCUUAGGUGGAGUGGGAAGCAAACCGACCGCCAUACAAGAACAGUCCUCGCCUCUUGCCAACCAAAGUCUGCUCCUCCUGCUGGUACUAGCCAACCUCACCGAUGCCCCAGACUGCCCCAAUCCUUUCCGACAGGCAAUUAUGUCUUUUAGAAACACACAAGACAGUUCCGUGCCGUCCAGCCCGAGUCCUCACACGUUCCAGAUAAAUUUCAAUAGUCUCUACACUGCCUUGUGUGAGCAACAAAAGUCUGAUCAAGCCACACUGCUCCUGUACACAUUACUGCACCAGAACAGCAACGUCCGCAUGUACGUCUUGGCUCGCACUGAUAUUGAAAGCCUGGUUGUUCCCAUAUUGGAGAUUUUAUACCAUGUUGAAGAACGUAAUUCCCACCAUGUUUACAUGUCUCUAAUCAUCCUUCUCAUCCUGACCGAGGACGAUGGGUUCAACAGAUCCAUCCAUGAAGUGAUAUUGAAGAACAUCACCUGGUAUUCAGAGCGGGUGCUGACUGAGAUCUCUCUGGGCAGUCUGCUCAUUCUGGUGGUGAUCAGAACCAUUCAGUAUAACAUGACUCGCACAAGGGACAAGUAUCUGCACACGAAUUGCUUGGCUGCUCUGGCCAACAUGUCCGCUCAGUUCCGCUCCCUUCAUCAGUACGCUGCGCAGAGGAUCAUCAGUUCUGCCUGCUGCCACUUGCGGAGAUACUUAUAUGUCCUGGACAAAAUGUAUUUUCCUCCCUCUCACUGCUCCACGCUGCAGCAUUGCUUCACCAGUCUGAGUGAUAAUGGAGAGGAGCUGUUGUCUCUAACUUGCUCUCAUAUACUCCGAUCCUAUGCCUCCAGUUUGUUUGCAUUACUCUCAAAAAAACACAACAAAGUCCUGGAGCAAGCCACACAGUCUCUGCGAGGAUCCCUUGGCUCCGAUGACUCUCCGUUUCCUGACUACGCACAAGACCUGAGUGUGAUCGAAGAAGUCAUCCGGAUGAUGCUGGAAAUCAUAAACUCCUGUCUGAGUAACUCCCUCCACCAUAACCCCAACCUGGUGUACGCUCUCCUAUACAAGCGGGAGCUCUUCGAGCAGUUUCGGAGUCACCCGUCCUUCCAGGAUAUUAUGCAGAAUAUUGACAUGGUCAUCGGCUUCUUCAGUUCUCGCCUGGAGCAGGCCGGAUCAGAUCUCUCUGUGGAGCGGGUCCUGGAGGUCAUCAAGCAAGGCGCAGUCUCGCUGCCCAAAGACCGACUUAGGAAAUUCCCUGAGCUGAAGUUCAAGUACGUAGAAGAGGAGCAGCCGGAGGAGUUCUUUAUCCCAUACGUUUGGUCCUUAGUUUACAACUCAGGCGUGGGACUGUACUGGAACCCGCAGGACAUUCAGCUCUUCACUAUGGACUCCGGUUGAGUGAGACGCUUCAGGAUUACGCUUCGUGUUAUAUCUCUGCUGCAUGGAGGGAACGUAGGACCUUACAUUCUGCAAUGUGUGGUGGACUUCAGACCUACCUACCCCGGUACAAGCAGUCACCACAGUCUUCUUUUUAAGUGUUUCUUUAUAUUUUUCCUUAUUCUAAAAAAAAAAUCCUGUGUUCCAAAAAAUUAUAAUAAUAUCAUAUAUUUUUAUUUUGGCAUAAGAGGGGAUGUUCUAGGUAUAUCAAUUUAAUUAUAUAAGUUUGAGUUUAAUUGAAUAAAGCUGUGAAAUUAACGGCA